CAUCGCCAAUGCUAUCUUCUCCAAUCUGAAACCUCUAUAUUUCCAGAAGCCAUGUCCGUCGCCGCCCGAAUUUCUUCAAUUACAACCACCAUCAAACCCCAAUCUCGUCCCUCUUCCUCCCCCUCUGUAGUCCUCCCUAUCCGUCUUCACAAAACCCACACCAGCCAUGCUUCUCUCCGCUGCUCCAACUCCUCCUUCCUCAACCCUAUCCAUAUAACACCUCUGACAACCACCAAAUCCAUCAGCCGUAGACCUCACUCGAUCCGAAUGAGCAUGGAGGCCGGAGUGGGUUUAAUGGGUACCAAAUUGGGCAUGAUGACUUACUUCGAAUCCACCGGCAAGGUGGUUCCGGUUACUGUUAUAGGUUUUAGAGAAGGGAAUGUCGUGACUCAGGUGAAAACUGAGGAUACAGAUGGGUACAAUGCGGUUCAAGUCGGGUACCGGAGGGUCCGAGAUAAGAAACUGACGAAACCCGAGAUGGGUCAUUUGGAAAAAUCAGGGAUAAUUCCAUUGAGGCAUCUUCAAGAGUUUCGGUUACAAUCUGUUGAUGGGUUCGAGCCCAAUCAGAAAUUGGUGUUGGAGGAAUUGUUUCAAGAAGGUGAUUUGGUUGAUGUUUCUGGCACCACCAUUGGCAAAGGGUUUCAAGUCAAAGGGGCUGUUCCGGGUAAGCCCGGAAACCUAAUCCGAAUAACUCCAGCCAAGAUCGUUGGCAAGAAUAUCCCCAAGAGUUAGU
Cynara cardunculus var. scolymus (artichoke) is the source of this 733-nucleotide messenger RNA. Its product is annotated as 50S ribosomal protein L3, chloroplastic. Lineage: Eukaryota; Viridiplantae; Streptophyta; Magnoliopsida; Asterales; Asteraceae. The transcript has 2 exons. Bases 52 to 732 code for a protein of 226 amino acids. Gene Ontology annotation, biological process: translation. The record is from RefSeq and is a predicted model, not a curated record. Gene Ontology annotation, molecular function: structural constituent of ribosome. Gene Ontology annotation, cellular component: ribosome; chloroplast envelope.